AUGUCGGCCCUCGAGAACAACACGGAAGCUCCAAAAGCAAUCACCGAGACCGCAUUGCCCUUCAGCCCAGCGGAUGAGAAACGACUUGUCAGAAAGCUCGACAGGACCAUCCUUCCUUGGAUCAUGCUCCUCUACCUUCUCUCCUAUAUCGACAGAAGUAACAUGGGUAACGCCCGCAAUAUUGGCCUCGAAGAGGAUAUCGGCCUCUCCAGCGUCCAAUAUCAAAUUGCUUCGGCUUCUUUCUACAUUGGCACCGUCAUAUUCGGUACGAUCGGUGCUCUGAUGCUGAAGGUCGUGAAGCCUUCUACGUGGCUAGGUAUCUGUGCCGUGGGCUGGGGCGCUGUAAGCACCCUACAGGCUGCGUGUGUCAAUCCCGGAGGACUUAUCGCGGUGCGUUUCUUCCUCGGUGUCUUCGAGGCAUCCUUCGCCCCUGGAUGUGCCCUGUACCUCAGCUUCUGGUACCUCAAGUCUGAACUAUCUCUGCGCAUCGCGGCCUAUGCGGGGAUGAGCGCCUUGAGCGGUGUCAUCUCGGGUGUAGUUGCCUACUCCAUGGGUCUUGCUAAGAACAUGGCUGUUACCUCCUGGCAGGGCCUGUUCCUUGUCGAGGGUCUUCCAACAAUUGCUGUGGGGGCUGCUACUUUCUGGAUGCUUCCUGGCCGACCAGAGUCUGGCAAAUCCUUUUGGUUCACGGACGAGGAGCAUCAAAUUAUUUUGAACCGAAGGAGCAGGUUCACCAGGAACGCUGAUGAAGGCAUUAGCAAAGCUCAAGUGAAAGCAGCUUUUCUCGAUUACCGUCUUUACCUUUUUUGCGUCAUGUAUUCCGGUCUUUCCUUGUCCCUCGCCGUAGCUGCUGUUUUCCUGCCUACAAUUGUCAAAGACUUGGGUUACCACUCUGUGCAGGCGAAUCUCAUGACAGCUCCUAUUUAUGCCGUUGCUUAUGUCACUUUACUUGUGACGGCCACCCUAUCUGACAGGUUUCGGGCCAGAGGUAUCCCUAUCUCUAUCGGGGGCUUGAUCGCUGGCACUGGAUAUAUCUGUCUCGGUCUUUUGAAAGAUGACUUGGCACGAUAUGUGACAUGUUUUCUCGCAGUCACAGGAACAUACAUGGCCUUCCCUAUCGUCCUUACUUGGAUCACUUCAACCUUUGCCGGAGACACAAAGGCAGGGGUCGGCCUUGGUAUUGUCAUUGCUGUCACUCACGCUGUCGGUGUUGCCGCGUCCAACAUUUAUCCUAAAACUGACGCGCCAUAUUAUCUCAUGGGGAAUGCAGUAUCAAGUUCCCUCGUGUUCCUGACAGCCUUGAGCGCUGUCAUUAUGAGUGUGAUGCUUUACAGGGAGAACCGCCUCCGCGACAGGCGUUUCGGUAGACCUGAAGCAGGUGUGCCCAUCGACAUGGGAGGCGAUGCUGACAAAGCCCAAGAUUAUCGUUAUGAGAUUUGA
This is a messenger RNA of Fusarium oxysporum Fo47, 1440 nucleotides long. RefSeq names its product major facilitator superfamily domain-containing protein. NCBI's taxonomy places the organism in Eukaryota, Fungi, Ascomycota, Sordariomycetes, Hypocreales, Nectriaceae. The record is from RefSeq and is a predicted model, not a curated record. Gene Ontology annotation, molecular function: transmembrane transporter activity. The transcript is spliced from 3 exons. Gene Ontology annotation, cellular component: membrane. The coding region runs from base 1 to 1440 and encodes 479 amino acids. Gene Ontology annotation, biological process: transmembrane transport.